Messenger RNA from Bufo gargarizans (Asiatic toad), 4136 nucleotides. It is a transcript of the gene PAPOLA, whose product is annotated as poly(A) polymerase alpha. Lineage: Eukaryota; Metazoa; Chordata; Amphibia; Anura; Bufonidae. The transcript is spliced from 22 exons. Gene Ontology annotation, cellular component: nucleus. Gene Ontology annotation, molecular function: RNA binding; poly(A) RNA polymerase activity. The record is from RefSeq and is a predicted model, not a curated record. The coding region runs from base 161 to 2368 and encodes 735 amino acids.
CGUUGCUGUGGUAGCGGCGGGCGCCAUGUUGGGACAGACGGGAAGCGUUUAGGCGGCAGGUUCCGGUCGCUCAUUGUUGUCCUCCAAGCCGGGUUUGUUGUGGAGAGCGCCGGCUUCCUCAUGCCCAGGAUCGGCCGGCGGCGGGCGGAGUGAGGUCACCAUGCCUUUUCCACUGACAAACCAGGGAACACCGCAGCAAGCCCAGAAGAACUUUGGCAUCACCUCCCCGAUCAGUUUAGCGGUUCCUAAGGAAACAGAUUGCACCCUGACCCAGAAGCUCAUAGAAACGUUGAAACCUUUUGGUGUGUUUGAAGAAGAGGAGGAAUUACAGAGGAGAAUUUUAAUUUUGGGGAAACUGAACAAUUUAGUUAAAGAAUGGAUUCGUGAAAUCAGUGAACUCAAGAAUUUACCGCAGUCUGUAAUUGAGAAUGUCGGAGGCAAGAUAUUCACUUUUGGGUCAUACAGAUUGGGCGUCCACACGAAAGGCGCUGAUAUUGAUGCCUUGUGUGUGGCACCCAGACAUGUCGACAGAAGCGACUUUUUUUCUUCCUUUUAUGAAAAGUUGAAGCUGCAAGAUGAAGUAAAGGACCUCCGUGCUGUGGAAGAAGCUUUUGUACCUGUGAUCAAGCUUUGCUUUGAUGGAAUAGAGAUUGAUAUUUUAUUUGCAAGACUUGCACUUCAGACAAUUCCUGAAGACCUGGACCUACGAGAUGAUAGCCUGCUAAAGAAUUUAGACAUAAGAUGUAUACGGAGCCUUAAUGGUUGCAGAGUAACCGAUGAAAUCCUCCAUUUAGUACCCAACAUCGAUAAUUUCAGGUUAACUUUGAGAGCAAUUAAACUAUGGGCCAAGCGCCAUAACAUAUACUCCAACAUCUUAGGAUUUCUUGGUGGUGUCUCCUGGGCUAUGUUGGUGGCAAGAACAUGCCAGUUGUAUCCAAAUGCAAUAGCAUCCACACUGGUCCACAAGUUUUUUCUGGUGUUUUCGAAGUGGGAAUGGCCAAAUCCAGUUUUGCUGAAGCAGCCAGAAGAGUGUAAUCUUAAUUUACCUGUUUGGGAUCCAAGGGUGAAUCCCAGUGACAGAUACCACCUCAUGCCCAUCAUCACGCCAGCCUACCCACAGCAGAACUCUACCUACAACGUGUCUGCGUCCACACGAAUGGUCAUGGUAGAAGAAUUCAAGCAAGGGUUGGCCAUCACAGAUGAGAUCUUGCUGGGUAAAGCAGAUUGGUCCAAACUUUUUGAUGCUCCCAACUUCUUUCAGAAAUACAAGCAUUAUAUUAUUCUGCUCGCAAGUGCACCAACCGAAAAACAGCAUCUUGAAUGGGUGGGUUUAGUAGAGUCGAAGAUCCGUAUCCUCGUUGGAAGUCUAGAGAAGAAUGAAUUUAUCACACUCGCUCAUGUGAACCCUCAGUCAUUCCCAGCUCCUGGAGAAAACCCAGAAAAGGAAGAAUUCCAGACCAUGUGGGUUAUUGGAUUGGUGUUCAAAAAGAUGGAAAACUCAGAAAAUCUCAGCGUGGACCUUACUUACGACAUCCAGGCCUUUACGGACACUGUUUACAGGCAGGCAAUAAACAGCAAAAUGUUUGAAAUGGACAUGAAGAUUGCAGCAAUGCACGUGAAAAGGAAGCGACUGCAUCAGCUCCUCCCGACACACGUAUUGCCGAAAAAGAAAAAGCAUUCAAUGGAGGGCGUGAAGCUCGUCUCCCUCAAUGACAGCAGCUUGGACCUAUCGAUGGACAGUGACAACAGUAUGUCUGUGCCUUCUCCCACCAAUGCUACGAAGAGUAGUCCAUUGAAUGCCUCAGGAUUGUCCCAGGGUAGAAGCAGUCCAGCGGUACCUGUCAACUCUUCAGCCACGACCACAGCUGCUGCAGAAGUCAUUGCACCUCCGAGCAAUCCCGGCGAUACGUCAUGGGAUAACCUCAACGAUAGCAUUCCUUCUGAUACUGCCAUGCAGCCAGCUAAUUCCUCGACACCGAAGCCUGUGGUGUCCAGAGUCGUGACCGCAACCCGCUUGGUGAACCAAGUCUCAAAGCCUUCAACGAACAUAGCGGCAAAAUUGCCCAGUCCUGUAUCUUCUGGUAUAAAGCGGUCUUCCUCAUCACCGAAAGAGGAGAGUCCGAAGAAAACCAAAAUCGAAGAGGAUGAACUCUAUGCCUGUACUGCGAAUGAGGUGGAGGAAUCACAGAAAGUUGAAGUGGAAGUUGUAAAGGAGCAAGAUGGAGACGUGAAAUCCUCAUCCCCUGUCCCCGGAGCUCUGCCAUCUUCUCAGCGAUCGUCCAGUACCGAUCUGUCUGAUAUCCCCGCACUACCGGCUAACCCUAUCCCAGUUAUCAAGAAUUCUAUAAAACUAAGACUGAACCGGUAAAACUCCCCCCAGUUUUAGUUCCUCAGGGUCCAUAAACGAUCUCUCCGCCAGAUGAACAGUGGUCUCCUGGAAGUGCUGGAGAAGACGAGUACCGAAGCGUGGUGUUACUAAAGGAAAAAAUUUAAAAAUAGUUUAAAUAAUUGUAUUGGCCUGUAAGCACCGAUCUGGAAGUCCAGGUUAGUACGAUGUCUGAAGCAGCAGUAACUGGUCGCCAUUUACCGUAAAGGACUGAAAUCUUGGGCGAUCAGACUGAUCACUGCAUCUGUACUCAACGAUAGUUCAUGUAUCGCUCGCAGAAAUUGACAAUACAACCGGCCUAAGCUCUCAGCAGACGCACUUUUAUGUUUCGUUUCUUUUAACCGUAGUGAGGAACUUUUAGAUGGGUUUCUUUUAAUUGUCCUUUUUCGGUUUCAUUCAUGUGCUAGAAUUUUUUGCAUGUUGGAUCCCAACACUGGACUCGUCAUUUUGAUGGGUUUUCCCCCUUGAAGAAAAAAAAAUGGAAGUGAAAAGUUGAUGUUUUUGUCUUACUGUCACUAGGAUCAUUUGUGCGAGUUCUGAUGCGACAAGAGGCCAAGUUCAAGGGUAUUUUUUUUUUUCCUGCCUCCUCACAUAAUUCACACUGGUCAUAUACGUUAUAGCCUUCGUUUCCCGCUCAUGCAAUCUCUUGGGGGAGACGCGGCUUCCCGCUCACAGCAGUAGACGUGUGCCUUUGUCACAUGACACACAACGGCCAAUGAGAAGAGCGGCGGUUUCUUUCGGUGAUAUCGGGUUCUGGGUUUUUAGUUUUUUGCUGUAGUCACGCUGCAGAGUGCAGCAAAGGUAGAAACGAUCAGGUACAAGUCAAGUAACUUGUCUGGUUUGGAAUUCUUUGAGAACUUAAGCUGUGAUUUGUCCUUUAAGCUAUGUAGGGUACUGGGUGUCUGUAGGAACGUUAGGGGUUAAUUAAAUGAAUCAGUGGGAAGUGCAAACCCGAAGCAAGUUACUCAGGGCGUGAAUGCCCGUGCAGCAAGCGAACUCCCCACAAGAUUUUCGGAUGGUGACCUUCUCUGUACUUUUGUGACCAUUUGCAUCGUGCAAACUUUAAAAGGGUUUUAGCGCCACUCAUGGCUGGAUGCAAUAUCGCAGGUCAUCUCCAUUCAAGUGAGUACUGAACUACCAGACUAAGGGUAUGGACAAGAUCAGCGUGGGGGAGGGGAUGCAGAAACACUUUUUUUUUUAAAGCCUGGAAAACGCCUCCUAACCUUUACAGUCUGGCAUAGCUGUAUAUAUUAUUUUUACUUUAAGCCCUGUGCAAUGAUUACGACUUGCUUCCCCACCCAAUCGUACUACAUUUUGGCAGUCCCCCAUGACCAGGCCUAUGCGUAUCCCAUGUAGUUACUCCAACCACAAGGUUACAGUAGUCGUCUGUUUACUCCAGAGGAUAAGCCCCCCCCCCGAUUCAUUGUUCGCAGCCUUCUAGAAACCUAAGAUGUUCAUAUUGUUUUUUCUUUUCCAUUCUGCCCCCACCCCCAUGACAACGUUGGCCUUUUCUUUUUUUUUUUUUUUCUUUUUUUUGCCCACUUUCUGUGUUGUAACUUUUAACUCUUAGUUUCCACCGGUUCGGACUGUUGCUUCCGCAUGAUGUAUGUAUCGUCUCAUGACUGGAGUUUGCUUUGUUUUUUAGUCCCCGUUCUCCUUGUAUUUUUCAGAAGCUAUUUUGUAAACAGAUGAUGUAUUUCUCAAUUGAAAAAAAAAAUAUACAAAAAUAAAAAAAAAUAAAAACUGCACA